AUGUUCUGUUUAAGGAGUUGGCUGCCCCUCCUCUUCAUCCCGACCAACGCUUCGCCCAUCUUUAUCUUCUCCUUCUUCAUCUGCACCUACUUCCUAAACCGACCAUGCGUCUACUGCUCGUUCCUCCUCCUAAUACUCUUCGCAUCCUCCUGCCACUGGUCAGAUCACUGUUUCUUCGACUUCAGCAGCAACUGGUUUGAGCCAAGGCAACAGCCUGGGACGCUAUCCCCCGAGCUCGUCAACGCCUCCGCAGCCUUAUCGAACCAAACAUUAGAUCAGGUCGCGAUAUAUGCUGGGGCUCUGAACAAUACCGCUGCUGCUUUGGCAGGUACCGCGCUUGAGGAGGCGAAACGACGGGUUGCGCGGACGGCGUGGACUGGUAUUGGGGUAGAAUGGCUACGAAGUUUUUUGGGGCGCAGAGAAUGGAGGCUUCCAUGCGUCGAUGUAUACAUACGGCUUUGA
This is a messenger RNA of Lachnellula hyalina, 462 nucleotides long. RefSeq lists its product as uncharacterized. The coding region runs from base 1 to 462 and encodes 153 amino acids. The record is from RefSeq and is a predicted model, not a curated record. The transcript has 2 exons. NCBI's taxonomy places the organism in Eukaryota, Fungi, Ascomycota, Leotiomycetes, Helotiales, Lachnaceae.